Molecule: messenger RNA, 1017 nt
Organism: Phlebotomus papatasi
Lineage: Eukaryota; Metazoa; Arthropoda; Insecta; Diptera; Psychodidae
Exons: 4
Coding region: 133-930 (265 amino acids)
Source: RefSeq, a predicted model, not a curated record
UGAAUUUCUUGCCAGUUGGAAGUGGAAAAAGUUCCUGAAAACACCUCAGAAGUCUCGGAGAAGAUUUUAUUUUGAUUUUUUCUGGGUGGAAUUCUCAUAACUUUUUGCAAUAAAUUCAAUUUAAAUGGAAAAAUGACUUGGAAAAACGAUUUAAUACUCAUCUCAUGGUUCCUCUGUGGAAUUUCUCUUGCCAAAAGUGAUAUUGUUCGGCCAGGAAAUGCAACGUACACUGAGAAUCACUGCUUUUCUGACAUGGAAUGCGCUCUUGGAGAUUACUGCCAAAAGCCCCUUGGCCAGGAGGACGAUGACAAUUCUCCCGGCACCUGCCAAUCCUGUGGCCCCCUCAUGACCUACAAUUACGAACAGAGACACUGUGUUUACUGUCCAAUCUACAAGGAGAAAUGCUACAACAACUGCUGCUACCGAAUUGAUGGUUACAGUGGCUAUGAGAUUCGCUGUGUCAACGACAUGUGCAUGAGAUGCAAGACCAACGAUGACGAUUCUCGGUGUAGCAUCCAGAAUUUCCAGGAAGUCACAUCGAAGUUCAUCGUGGCCUUUGCAAUAGCUUUCUCCGUUGCUCUCACAUCCCUCAUCAUCUACCGCUUCAAUUUCCGCAGACGAAGAGAAAACUUCCCAGAUGAGAGACGUUUCAGCUUUCACAGUGUCACCUCAACGUCUCCCGUGCAGCAGAGAACACAGGAACUGCUGCAGGAUCGUCCUCCACAAUACCAGACACGCCACAAUUACGAACAUCAGCAACGACAGAAGCCGCCAAAAAUCUGCCCCCAGCCCCAGGUGAACAUAGCGACAUCGCUGCCACCUCCUCCGUAUCCAGGAAUGGAGUCCAGUGGCGACUGUGGGUCAGACAAUGUCCAGCCACCUCCGUACAGCCAAACCGAAGGCUCCAGCGAAAAGACUCUCCAUAUCUGAACACGUUUCUCUGUGAUGACUUUAUUCUUGGGCACUUUCUCUCUCGCUCAUAUUUGGAGUAAAACUCAAUUGAUUUAUCAUUUAAAA